GAACGCAACGAGUUCAACAUGGCGGCCCAGCGGAGGAAUUUGAUGCAAAGCCAUCAGAGCUGGACAGACGACCUGCCGCUGUGUGAGAUGUGUGGCGUCGGGACCGCAACAAACUGUGUGUACGGCUCGGACGGGAAAGGAAGUCAGAUCCAUCCCAACGAGGACGGACACCUGCGCUUCAGAGGCGAGGACGGCUGCUUCCUGUACGGAGUUUUUAACGGUUACGACGGCAGCAGAGUCGCCAGCUUCGCCUCUCAGUGUCUGACGGCUGAGCUGCUGCUGGGUCAGCUCAACUCCUCGCACUCAGACAGCGACGUGAGACGGAUCCUCACUCAGGCCUUCGACGUGGUGGAGAAAAGUUACUUUGAGACGAUCGACGACGCUCUGGCCGAGAAAGCUAACCUGUCCAACUACCUGCUGCCACACAACGAGAACUUGUCGUUCCACCAGCUCUCCUCUCAGGGUCAGAAGGUUCAGGAGCGUCUGAAGGAGUUGGAGCUGGAGGUUUCAGGAGGAGCAACAGCUGUGGUGGCUCUGAUCCUCAACGACAAGCUGUACAUCGCCAGUGUUGGAACCAACCGGGCUCUUCUGUGUAAGUCGAGCAGCGACGGGCAGAACCAGGUUCUUCAGAUCGGACGCCCGCACAACACGGAGAACGAGGAGGAGCUGCAGAGACUCGCUGCUCUGGGUGUGGAUCCGGCCCGUGUGAGGCAGGCAGGGCUGAUCUCAGGUCAGAGCAGCACCCGCAGACUUGGAGAUUAUCGAGUUAAAUUCAACUACAACGAUAUCGACCUGCUAAGUGUGGCGAAGGGUAAGCCGGUGAUCUCGGAGCCGGAGAUCCACGGCGUUCAGAGUCUGGAGAACGUGACGGGCUUCCUGCUGCUGAUGUCUGAAGGACUCAUCAACGCUCUGGAGUCUGCACACGGCCCUGAACAGGCCAACCAGGAGAUCGUGGCGAUGGUGGCGGCAGAGCUGGCGUUGCAGAACAGUUUGGAGGCGGUGGCUCAGUCCGUCGUGGAGCGAAUCAAACGUCUCCAUCACGACGUCUACGUGUCCGGACGACAGAGAGCGACUUUCUGCAGCCGACACGAAGACAUGACGCUGCUGAUCCGAACGCUCGACUACCCGCUGGCCGAGGGAGGAACCCCCACUAAUCCGAGUGGGCGUAUCUACCCGGUGUCCGUGCCGUACUCCAACAGUCUGAGCACCAGUAAGACCAGCGUCAUGCUCUCACUCGUCAUGCCAUCCCAGAAUACUCUCACCAACGGCACCAACACCGCCUCCACGCUGGAGGAGGGCACCCCCACCCCAGGCAGUCAGAGUCCCACAGCCACCCUCCAGUCCACCAACACUCAGACCCAGAGCUCCAGCUCCAGCUCGGGGGACGGCAGCCUCUUCCGGCAGAGAGGCAGUCAGGCGGCUCAGCCCGAUGAGACGGGGAGGGUCCCUCCGUACAUCGACUUCACCCAGUUCUACCGGCUGUGGGGGAGCGACCACAGCGAGGGGGGGGGACUGGGACCCCAGUGAGGAAGAGGAGGAAGAAGAGGGGACUGUUCUCUGGGACACAGAUUGAAAAAAAAGACUAAUAUUUUAAAGCGGGGGUUGGGAUGAACGAUGAAUAUGCUUUUAAUGUUAAUGUUUUUCUAAUGUACGGAGGAACUCUCCCCGUCUCACAAAUAAGUGUCCUGAGGAAGAAGGGGAUGAAGAGUAAGAGGUGGAAGAAGAGGGGAGAUACAAAGAGACAGACUUCAGAGUUGGGAUGAGCGACGAAACGCUUUUAAUGUUUAAAAUAACUGUCCUAACGGGAAGGAGAUGCAACAUUUCUCAUUCUCACUUCAGAUUUUGUAUUCAUCACACUUAAUAGAGAGGUGCACGAUGUGGUAUUUCUUCGUCGUCCCGUUUUUUAAGACAUUAUUUGAGGCUUCUAACCAAAAACACAUCCAGAAGCCCAUUGACUUUGUGAUAAGCGAACCAAAAUUGCUAAAAAAACGGACUAAUUCCGAUGUUUUAGGACUCAUUCCUGCACCUCUCUAUCAGUCACCAACAUGCGUGGAAGAAACUCAAAGCAAUUUAAGCCAUUUCCCCCUUUUUUUUUUUAAUACCUUUUUAAAAGAUGUACCGUUGAAUAAUAUGUAAAAUAUCUCGGUUCGUCGAGCGUUGAUUAGUUUCACCGUGAGGAGGACUCGGAGGAAACCAGAAACAAAGAGACAGACUGUGUUCUCGGGGACACGGAUUGAAUAAAAGACUUUAAAGCGGGGGUUGGGAUGAGCGAUGAAACGCUUUUAAUGUGUACAAAAUAACUGUCCUAACGGGAAGGAGAUGCAACGGAACAUUUCUCAUUCUCACUUCAGAUUUUGUAUUCAUCACACUUAAUAGAGAGGUGCAGGAUGUGGUAUUUCUUCGUCGUCCCGUUUUUUAAGAUAUUAUUUGAGGCUUCUAACCAAAAACACAUCCAGAAACCCAUUGACUUUGUGAUAAGCAAACCAAAAUUGCUAAAAAAACGGACUAAUUCCGAUGUUUUAGGACUCAUUCCUGCACCUCUCUAUCAAGAAACUCAAAGCAAUUCAAGCCAUUUCCCCCUUUUUUUUUAUAUACCAUUUUAAAACAUGUUACGUUGAAUAUUGCGUGUGCGUGGAGCGUUAAUUGGUUUUACCGUGAGGAGGACUCGGAGGAAACAAGAUGCAAAGAAACGGCUUCCUGGCACGUGGAUUGUAAAGGACUAAAGUGCACGAGGACACAUCGAACCAGUGGGCCAAUAACCACCAUGAGACUGGGAGGAACUGGUGAAUAAAUAUGUGUCAGUUUUAGAUGCCGGUUAUUAGUGAUCGUGAAAACUCCAGAUUGUAAACAUGAACAUGUAUCUGCAAAAAGUAAUCCGAUGACACAAUGUACUGUAAGGCCUUAUAAGGACUCUAUGGAUGUGUUUCAAAAGUACUUUUUUAUUUGUAAUGAAAGUUUAUCCCAAAAAGAUCAAUAGCCUCGUUGUUACUGAGAACUUGUGAAAAAUGCCAGUUUUAUGUCUUGAUUUUCACCAAAUUGUUACAUUUAUGUUUUAAUAAUAGUUUAGAGAAGUGUCUCUUUCAUUGCACCGCAUUAAAGAAGAGUCAUGCCUGGAG
Trematomus bernacchii (emerald rockcod) is the source of this 3116-nucleotide messenger RNA. It is a transcript of the gene tab1, whose product is annotated as TGF-beta activated kinase 1/MAP3K7 binding protein 1. Gene Ontology annotation, cellular component: cytosol. The transcript is spliced from 11 exons. Gene Ontology annotation, biological process: protein dephosphorylation. The record is from RefSeq and is a predicted model, not a curated record. Gene Ontology annotation, molecular function: protein serine/threonine phosphatase activity. NCBI's taxonomy places the organism in Eukaryota, Metazoa, Chordata, Actinopteri, Perciformes, Nototheniidae. The coding region runs from base 19 to 1527 and encodes 502 amino acids.